Molecule: messenger RNA, 2615 nt
Organism: Nilaparvata lugens (brown planthopper)
Lineage: Eukaryota; Metazoa; Arthropoda; Insecta; Hemiptera; Delphacidae
Product: E3 ubiquitin-protein ligase sina
Exons: 7
Coding region: 16-867 (283 amino acids)
Biological process (GO): proteasome-mediated ubiquitin-dependent protein catabolic process; multicellular organism development
Cellular component (GO): cytoplasm
Molecular function (GO): ubiquitin protein ligase activity; ubiquitin conjugating enzyme binding
Source: RefSeq, a predicted model, not a curated record
AGCAGGCUCUUUUGAAUGCCAAUGUCGGGCCAACUGGGCAGUAUGGCGGUGGGCAGUGGGGGUAAUAAGCGUCGUGGUGCCAGCUCUAGCGCCACCAAUGCAGGCGCUUCCACUUCCUCCAACUCCUCUUCCUCAUCGUCGUCUUCCUCGUCCUCCUCUUCUUCAGCUGCCUCUGUGAUGCCAGUGUCCAACGAUCUCCUCUCGCUGUUUGAGUGUCCUGUCUGCUUUGACUUUGUGCUGCCGCCGAUUCUGCAAUGUCAGAGUGGUCACCUGGUUUGCUCCAACUGUCGGCCUAAACUCACCUGUUGUCCUACUUGUCGCGGACCUUUAGGUAAUAUUCGCAAUCUGAGUAUGGAGAAGGUCGCGAGCACCAUAUGUGAGUACUACUUCCUCAGUGGCAGCUAUAUUCUAGGUGCUAGCUGCAAGUGGCAAGGAGCUCUUGAACAAGUAAUGCCUCAUUUGAUGAUGUCUCAUAAAUCAAUCACUACUCUCCAGGGCGAAGACAUAGUUUUUCUGGCCACCGAUAUAAAUCUACCGGGCGCAGUCGACUGGGUCAUGAUGCAGUCCUGUUUUGGUCACCACUUCAUGCUGGUCCUAGAAAAGCAAGAAAAAUUUGAUGGCCACCAACAGUUCUUCGCCGUUGUCCAACUGAUUGGCUCUAGAAAACAAGCAGAGAUUUUCGCUUAUAGGCUAGAGCUAAAUGGUCAUCGACGGCGAUUGACCUGGGAAGCAACUCCGCGUAGUGUUCAUGAGGGAGUCGCUUCGGCUAUCUUGAACUCAGACUGCUUAGUCUUCGACACUAGCAUCGCUCAGCUAUUUGCUGACAAUGGAAAUUUGGGUAUAAAUGUUACUAUUUCAAUGGUCUGAAAGAAUCCAUCAAGAAUCAAGAAUCGCGCAAUCGACAAUGCACAGGUGUUUGUUUGACUUCAUCAUCUCAUAUUCUUAAAGUUGGUAGACGGCGUUUUGUUUUAACCUCAAACCUUUUGCUCAGACUUGUCAUCGAUUCUUUGAUACGGCUUAUGAGAUAGUUGAAGCUGGACAGUGGCGCUCUUAUAGAAUAUUUCGAUUGUUUUAUGUAUUAUUUAUUAUUUCACUAUAUAGUUCUGAGUAUGUGUUGCACUUGUGAUAGAUUGGCACUUUUCGUGCUGAAUCUUUAUUCGACUCGAACGGAUUUCUUUGGAAUAAUACUAAAAUAUUUAACAAUAAGUGUAACAAAAUAAUCCAGUAAUUUAGUAUAGAUGUGUAUAUAAUAUGUACUAGUUGAUCUAUUUUUCUAAUGAUUUCAACUACAAUUCUUUGAAUGUUUUCAACUACUAUUUAUAUUUUAUUUGUAAGUUCACAUUAAUUUUUAUUCAAAAUAAAUUUCUGAAAUCUGAAUAUUGUUUUAUGUUAAUAUCUUGUUGUCAUAACGAUGAGCAUUCAUUAUAUCUCCAGCCUCAGAUAUAGAUUAAAUUUGUUUAAUGUUUUCAGUGUUAUGUUACCACAAUUUAUUAGUGUUUGGCAUUUCUGUAUGAUUUUGUUAACAGUCUUCCUUAUUCUUGUAUCAUCUUGACUAUACACAAACACAAAAUGUUGUUUUAUAACUGAAAUGUUAUAAUAACUGAACUUGCUGCAAUUAUAUUCAUAACUUUUAGAAAUAUUAUACUCGAAUAAUUUUGAAACUUCAUACUGUAAUAUUCGUUAUCGAAUUACUUGUAAGUAAAUAUUGUAAUUCGAAGUAUACCUUGUAUUUUUUCUCACCAAAUAGUUUAGAAAUUUUCUUGUAAGUAUAUUUCUAUAUGUAAUUUCCUGUAUCAAUCGAAUAAUUUCACAUUAUUAUAUGAAUUGUAAUAUUAUUGAUUCUUUUAGUUAAUAUAUUCCAUAAGAAUAUAAUUGAUAAUUCCACGUUAGUCCACAAUUGGUUAGAAUAUUUUGAUCUGGUUUCGAAAAACUAGUCCAAUAAUGUUGAAUUGCAGUGAUUUUGUCUCUCCGGAACCUAAUUACUUCAAGGAAUCCAUGACAAGAAUUCUACUGAAUACUAAAAUUUGCAAUUUACACUUUUGUAUGUAAUAAAAAUAUUAUCAAAUCAUUGAAUUCUAACUUUCCGGAACUUCAAUAAAAAUCAUUGAUCACUACUUUUUCAUGCUAAUUAUACUUUACAAAAUUUGGGUAUCAUGUUAUUUUAAAAUUAGGAAAUUUAGGUAUCAUGUAUGUUUAACAGUUAACGAGAAAUUAUAUUUCCACUCCUCUGAAAAUUCAUUCAUAGCUGUUAUUACAGCAUUUCGAAAUAAUAAUGUGCAAUUGAAUACUGUGACUAAGAAUUAAUUUUUGACGCCUUUACUAUACAGUUGGCUACUACAAUCCUUCUCAAGACACGGUCAAUUUUUGUUUUCUAUUUUGUUGAAAAGAUGAUAAACUAAUACAUUGAGUCUAUACAAAAGUUACAAUUUAUCAAUAUCAAAUUGAAAAAACAAGCGAAUUCAUAUUGAUUCUUGGAUUAUACUUCUCAUAAGACACCAGUAGAUUUUUCUAAUACAUUGAGUUUUUGUUAGAAGUUGUAAUCUUUCCACUUAUUAAUUUCAAUAUAAAAUUGUGAAUUGGAAAAACGAGUGAAUAAAUAUUGAUUUUUUUAUUAA